GCCAAGAAUUGGCCAUGAAGAGCCUCAAAUCCCGCUUGAGGAGGCAGGACGCACCCGGUCCCGCGUCGUCCGGCGUCACCGCUGCAGCCAGCACGCAUGUAGUAGACUGGAGUAAAUAUGAUGACCGAUUGAUGAAAGCAGCAGAAAGGGGGGAUGUAGAAAAAGUGUCCUCUAUCCUUGCUAAGAAGGGAGUCAAUCCAGGCAAACUAGAUGUCGAAGGCAGAUCUGCCUUCCAUGUUGUGGCCUCAAAGGGGAAUCUUGAAUGUUUGAACGCCAUCCUUCUGCAUGGAAUUGAUAUUACAACCAGUGACACUGCAGGGAGAAAUGCUCUUCAUCUGGCUGCAAAAUAUGGACAUGCAUUGUGCCUACAAAAGCUUCUACAGUACAAUUGUCCCACUGAACACACAGACCUACAGGGAAGAACUGCCCUUCAUGAUGCAGCUAUGGCAGACUGUCCUUCUAGCAUUCAGCUGCUCUGUGACCAUGGGGCCUCUGUGAAUGCCAAAGAUGUAGAUGGGCGGACACCACUCGUUCUGGCUACUCAGAUGUGUCGGCCAACAAUAUGUCAACUGCUGAUAGAUAAAGGAGCAGAUAUUAAUUCCAAAGACAAGCAAAACAGAACGGCUCUUAUGCUAGGUUGUGAGUAUGGUUGCAAAGAUGCUGUUGAAGUCUUAAUUAAAAAUGGUGCUGAUGUGAACUUGCUGGAUGCCCUGGGCCAUGAUAGUUCUUACUAUGCAAGAAUUGGUGACAAUCUGGAUAUUCUAACAUUAUUGAAGACUGCAUCAGAAAAUACCAACAAAGGGAGAGAACUUUGGAAGAAAGGACCAUCUUUGCAACAGCGACAUUUGACACAUAUGCAAGAAGUGAAUACGACGUCAAAUCAGAGGGAGCAGCAAAACUUUCAGGAUCUGGAGAUUGAAAAUGAAGAUUUGAAAGAGAGGUUGAGAAAAAUUCAACAAGAACAAAGGAUAUUGUUGGAUAAAGUCAAUGGUUUACAACUGCAGCUGAAUGAGGAAGUAAUGGUUGCUGAUGAUCUGGAAAGUGAGAAAGAAAAGCUGAAGUCCCUUUUGGCUGCUAAAGAAAAGCAACAUGAAGAAAGCUUAAGAACUAUUGACGCUCUGAAAAAUAGAUUUAAGUAUUUUGAGAGUGAUCAUUUAGCAUCAGGAAGUCAUUUCAGUAACCGAAAAGAAGAUAUACUUCUUAAACAAAGCCAAAUGUACAUGACAGACUCACAGUGUACUGCCCCAGGUAUGCCGGCCCAUAUGCAAAGCAGGUCUAUGUUAAGACCAUUGGAGCUGUCUUUACCUGGUCAAACCUCAUAUUCUGAAAAUGAGAUUUUAAAGAAAGAGUUGGAAGCAAUGAGAUCGUUCUGUGAUUCAGCAAAACAAGACAGACUCAAGCUCCAAAAUGAACUGGCUCACAAAGUGGCAGAGUGCAAAGCUUUAGCACUAGAAUGUGAAAGAGUCAAGGAGGAUUCAGAUGAUCAGAUAAAGCAAUUAGAAGAUGCAUUAAAAGAUGUGCAGAAGAGAAUGUAUGAGUCAGAAGGUAAAGUUAAACAAAUGCAGACACAUUUUCUCGCCCUUAAAGAGCAUCUAACAAGUGAAGCAGCUACAGGGAAUAACAGAUUAAUGGAGGAACUGAAGGAUCAGUUGAAAAACAUGAAAGCAAAGUAUGAAGGUGCUUCGGCAGAAGUGGGAAAAUUAAGAAACCAAAUCAAACAAAAUGAAAUGUUAGUAGAAGAGUUUAAGAGGGAGGAAGGCAAGUUGAUAGAAGAAAAUAAGCAAUUGCAGAAGGAAUUUAGUAUGUGUCAAGUGGAGCAAGAGAAGAAAGGCAGAAAGGUCGCCGAGAUGGAAGGUCAGUUAAAAGAAUUGGUAGCAAGAUUAGCCCUUUCUAUUCCAACAGAAAAAUUUGAAAACAUGAAGAGCUUAUUAUCAAAUGAAGUAAGUGAAAAGGCAAAACGAUUAGUAGAGAUGGAAAGAGACUAUGAAAACUCUCUUAGUGAAAUUAGACAAUUAAAGAGAGAACUUGAGAACUUUAAGGCUAAGCUUGCUCAGCAUGUCAAACCAGAGGAGCAUGAACAGCUCAAGAGCAGAUUAGAGCAAAAAUUGGGAGAACUUGGGAAGAAGAGCACCGAAUUGACAUUGAAAAAUCAGACACUACAAAAGGAAAUUGAGAAGGCUUAUCUGGAUAAUAAACUCCUCAGCCAGCAAGUACAUAACUUAACAGUUGAAAUGAAAAGUCAGUAUGUUCCUGUAAAAGUAAGUGAAGAAAUGAAGAAGUCACAUGAUAUGAUUGUUGAUGAUUUGAAUAGAAAGCUUUUAGAUGUAACACAAAAAUAUUCUGACAAGAAGUUGGAAGUAGAGAAGUUGCUGAUGGAAAAUGACAAUUUAAAUAAGAAUGUUACCCGCUUGGAAUCUGUGUUCAUACCUCCUGAGAAAUACGAAAAAGAGACAAUGGCUCUGCAGUCCAGCAUUGUUGAACUUAAGAAACAGCUAUCUGAACUUAAUAAAAAAUAUGGUGAAGACCAAGAAAAGAUACAUACACUCAUGUCUGAAAACACUAACUUGAAGAAGACUCUCAGUAAUCAGUAUGUGCCAGUUAAAACCCAUGAAGAGGUAAAAACUGCAUUGAGCAGCACAUUAGAUAAAACUAACAGAGAAUUAUUAGACUUGAAGAAAAAACUUGAAGAUAAAAAUCAAAACCUUCUAAAGAUAAAAGAUGAGAAUAAUACAUUAAAAAGAAACCUGGAAAGCACUCAGCACCAACUGAAAGCUGAGUACAUCAGCCUAAAAGAGCAUGAGGAGAAGAUGAGUACUGUAAGUAAGAACAUGAAAAAGGUGCAGGAUAACAAUGCUGAAAUAUUGGCUAACUACAAAAAAAGCCAAGAAGAGAUUGUGAGGCUGCAUGCUGAAAUUGAAGCCCAGAAGAAGGAACUUGACACAAUACAAGAAUGCGUUAAGCUAAAAUAUGCUCCAAUUAACAGCUUUGAAGAGUGUGAGAGAAAAUUUAAAGCAGUAGAGAAAGAACUAAAAGAACAGUUAUCAGAACAGACACAGAAGUAUAGUGUCAGCGAAGAGGAGGCCAAGAAAUGCAAACAAGAGAUUGAAAAGUUAAAGAAGGAGAUUCUGUCCCUUCAGAAAGAUUUAAAGGAGAAGAAUGUUCUUAUUGAGAAUUCUCAUGGAACAGAAAGAACAUUAAGCAGAAAAGCAGAAGACCUAAACAAACAGCUAAAGGACUUGUCACAGAAAUACAUGGAGGUAAAGAAUGAGAAAGAGAAGCUAGCAGAAGAAAAUGCCAAACGGACUUCAGAGAUACUUGCAGCACAAACUCUUUUGCAGAAACAGCCGGUUCCACUGGAGCAGGUUGAGGCUCUGAAGAAAUCUCUUAAUGGCACAAUUGAGACUCUAAGGGAAGAGCUGAAGAAUAAGCAAAGAUGUUAUGAGAAAGAGCAGCAGACAGUGACCAAACUGCAACAAAUGUUGGAGAAUCAAAAGAACUCUUCUGUACCUCUGCUGGAGCAUCUGCAAAUUAAGGAAGCAUUUGAGAAAGAAGUUGGAAUCAUGAAAGCUAGCUUGAAAGAAAAGGAAGAAGAAAGCCAAAACAAAAUUGAGGAAGUCUCCAAACUCCAGUCUGAGGUUCAUCAAACUAAACAAGCGUUAAAAAAAUUAGAGACUAGAGAGGUUGUUGAUUUGUCUAAAUUUAAAACAAUGAAAAGCGAUUUGGAGGCACAGAUCUCCAACCUAAAUGAAAAAUUGGCUAACCUAAAUAGAAAGUACGAGGACGCGCGCGAGGAGGUUUUGCACGCCAAAAAGAAGCAACUCUCUGCAAAAGAUGAGAAGGAAUUCCUACAUUUUAGCAUUGAGCAAGAAAUCAAGGACCAGAAAGAACGAUGUGAUAAGUCCUUGACAACAAUCACAGAGUUACAGAGGAGAAUACAGGAAUCUGCUAAACAAAUCGAAGCAAAAGAUAAUAAGAUCACGGAACUGCUUAAUGAUGUAGAACGACUAAAACAGGCCCUCAAUGGCAUUUCACAACUGACUUACAUGAGUGGGAGUCCCACCAAGAGACAGAGUCAACUGGUGGAAGCUCUGCAGCACCAGGUGAAAUCCCUGCAGCAGCAGCUGGCCGAUGCUGACAGGCAGCACCAAGAAGUAAUUGCAAUUUAUCGGACACAUCUUCUUAGUGCUGCACAGGGUCACAUGGAUGAAGAUGUCCAGGCAGCAUUACUUCAGAUCAUACAAAUGCGGCAGGGGCUUGUGUGCUAGCACUUAGUACUGAGCAGCCACUGUUGGCUUGAUCCUGCUGGUGCUGGGCAUUCUGUGUGCAACACAGCCUUGCUGGGCCUCACUGUGCUAGCAUUAUAAAUAAAAUAUAUUUUAUUCCAUCAGUAGAUUUUUUUUUUAAUUAGAUGAAUAUGCUACUGAGUUUUUCAAUAUCAGUUCAUAUCUUAUAUUCUAUAUAUGUAAAUUUUACAGCUUAGUAUAAACAGCAUAACACUUUGCCUUGGAUUGACAAUAUAUUUUUAAACCAUUGAGUCCCUAAUAAAGCAUGAGUAGGUCUAUAUGAAGAAGGUUUGGGCUGAAAUAAUUGUUUGAAGAUUUCUUUCAGAGAAAUUAAUUUGGUUGGUGGCCAUUUCUAAGUGGAUCAAAAGACCUUUCAGAUCCUCAUUCGAGCCAUGAGACUUAAUGUGGUUUUGAGGAAUGCAUUGUAACUUGGCUGGCCAAGUUACAUCUUUAUUGAAGUAACAAUGAGUGCCUUUGACUUGUUUGGAGGUACAGAUAUUUUUUUCUUCUUAUGCUAGUAACUUCUUUGCCUUUUUUUUUUUUUAAUAUACACUUCUUUUCAUAAAUGGUUUGCAGUACUAAAUUACAUUUAGAUUAAGAACAGCAGGGGUGGAAUAUAUCAGGACUUUAUAAUCAAAUUGCCUCAUAAUCUCCACAACAAUAUCCUAAUGUUUACUUGUGCUGACUUUUCUUGCCACAGUAGUUAAAGAACUAUGAUAAAUGGUAUACUAGAUUUCUCAAAAUGUCAAAACAUUUUUGACAUUUUUUUUUUAGCAGUUUCUUUGACAUUUGCUACUAUAGUAACCAAGAACUCAUUAUUCAUGCAUCCUCCAAAUGUUUUGCACUUAUUUAUAGGAAAAUUGCACUAAUGGGAUUAGUAAUGUGAAAUGCAGGGUUGUUUUUUUUUUCAGAAUAACAUUAGAAUAUUGAUUUUAGAAAAUAGAUCUUUAAAGUUGUAGACAAAAAUAUAAUAGUACAGUAAACUGUAAGACUAUAGACAGAUAGCAAGAAGAUAAUCAAAUCAGACAUUUAUGAUAAAUAUACUAAUGUAACCAACCAUUUUUAUUAACCACAUCACAUUAAAGAAAGUUUGUAUGUUAUUUUUAUUAAUAUGUUGCUUACCACGCAGAUUGAAAAUUACUAAUUUGUUAGCAGAUAAACUGAAAGAAUGAUUUCUUUUUAAAGUUUUCUAAAAUU
This is a messenger RNA of Orycteropus afer afer, 5480 nucleotides long. RefSeq names its product uveal autoantigen with coiled-coil domains and ankyrin repeats (gene UACA). The record is from RefSeq and is a predicted model, not a curated record. NCBI's taxonomy places the organism in Eukaryota, Metazoa, Chordata, Mammalia, Tubulidentata, Orycteropodidae. Gene Ontology annotation, molecular function: actin binding.